Messenger RNA from Xenopus laevis (African clawed frog), 2942 nucleotides. RefSeq names its product Yip1 domain family member 6 L homeolog (gene yipf6.L). Gene Ontology annotation, cellular component: membrane; Golgi apparatus; trans-Golgi network. Lineage: Eukaryota; Metazoa; Chordata; Amphibia; Anura; Pipidae. Gene Ontology annotation, biological process: endoplasmic reticulum to Golgi vesicle-mediated transport. The record is from RefSeq and is marked provisional.
CGUAUUUAGAUCCGACUCCACGUCUCAGCAGCCAGCCGGAAAGAAAGGAAAAACAUGGCGGAAACAGAGGGAAUUGGAGACGGCAGUAAGCAGCUGUUUGCAGGAUUAUCAAAUGUAUCGAUAUCAGGAGAUAUUCCGGUUGAGGGGGAGAUCACUGUCCCCAUGGCCUCAACCUCACAAGAGGAUGACUUUUCCACACUGGAUGAGCCGGUUAAAGACACCAUAAUGCGGGACCUGAAGGCUGUCGGCAAUAAGUUUGUUCAUGUUAUGUAUCCUAAAAAGAGCACAUCACUUCUUAGAGAUUGGGAUUUGUGGGGUCCUCUGGUGCUGUGUGUUUCACUUGCCUUAAUGCUGCAGGGCGGCAAUGCUGAUAGCAAAGAUGACGGAGGACCUCAGUUUGCUGAAGUUUUUGUCAUCAUCUGGUUUGGGGCUAUAAUUAUCACUCUAAACUCCAAGUUGCUUGGUGGUACCAUUUCCUUCUUCCAAAGUCUGUGUGUGCUGGGUUAUUGCAUCUUACCCUUGACCGUGGCUAUGGUGGUGUGUAGGCUGAUGCUUCUGUUGAGUAACAAGACCGCAAGUUUCAUCGUCCGACUAGUUGUAGUGACAGUCAUGUUUGCCUGGUCCACUUUUGCCUCCACUGCCUUCUUAGCUGACAGUCAGCCACCAAAUCGUAGAGCUCUGGCGGUCUAUCCCAUAUUCCUCUUCUAUUUUGUCAUCAGCUGGAUGGUCUUGACCUUUAACACCGUGAGCUAGGAGAAACGCCAUAGUUUUGAUCAGAUCUAAGAUUAUUUCAACCAGGAGGAUUGCACCAUAUGUCUGCUGCGAACACAAACGUCAAAGGAUGUUAAAUGAAAUCUGGCUGCAAGGCACUGUGUCCAAGAAGUCACUUUGUUUUGGGGGAAAAAAGGCUUGCACUAAAAUUAAGAAAUUUCUUUCCUUGACUGCCUUUCUGGGUUUAAAGGGAAAAAAGUAGCUGGCCGGGGCAUGGGUUACAGAUCAGUAGCAAGGGGUUAAUUAUAUUUAAAAAAGGAUAAUACAAAUAUAUAUUUGUAUUUAAACCCAGUUCAGUUGUGUAUACAACAAUGAUGCCUUCCACAGUUUCUUGUAGCUUUGGUGCAAUGAAGAGCCAAAAUGAACCCCAUGCAUGUUAGGGUUAACUUACACUCGUGGUUUAUGUAAUAUAUGCUUUAAAAUCUGAUCAUUUAAGGAGCUGGAAAAGCUACCAUGAAAUAUUUGUUAUGGAUUCACCUAAAAGCAUUUAACCCACAACACUUUUACAUGGGAUGGAUCUUCUGUGCUGCUUUUUAGGAUCUUUGGGGAAGGAAAGAACCAUCCAUAGAAUAAGAGAAACCUACAAAUUAACAGACUGACUUUUUUUUUUUUUUUUGUGGAGGAAUUUGCAUUUUCUUUUGAAAAGUAAACCUUUUGGAUGGGGUGGAUGAACAUGUUUUUUUUUUUGUUUUUUUUGUUUUUGCAAACAACUAGCCUGGCACCUCAAAAUCCCCUGGAGCACUAGUUGUAGGUAGGAGAAUGCUGGUAAAACACAGUAACUCCAGUAAGACCAAAUUCAUAUUUAGUACUGUGGCAGUAAUUUCCAAACUGCAGCACUUCAGUUCUUGAAGACAAACUGCCAGCACCCUCUGAGAGUAAAUGGCUGUGAUUAGAGUUCGAGUUCUAAUGACAGUUGAAGGAAGCAGGCUGAACUCUGCAUUAUAAAUAGCAGCACCCUAGAACAGGGCAUAUUUAGUAAAGGAAAAAAAGAGUUGGUCUCCAUUCACAGACCUGUAUAGUUUAUUUAGGGUCAUAUUUAUUAAAAUAUAUUUUCACCAUUUGAUAAAUAUUCUCGCUAAUAUACUGUUCAGGCAAAAGUGAAGCUCCUCCUGCGGCCAAAUCUCUUUUUUCACUUUCAAAAAUUUGCUCAAAAGGCUUUUUCCCCACAGUCUCCACCAUGAAGACAACCUUGUCGCAAGCCAAUCAGGUCAUACACUACCUUCCAUGUUAAAUAUAAGUAUCACUCCAAAUGGGAUCCAAUUGAUUUAUAGAAUUUGUCGAUUUAUACUCGGCACACAUGAAUAUUAUUUCUUAUUUAAACAAUUCAGUAUAAAGAAUUGAUAAUAGAAACAGAGCUCCUUGCAGAUCACCCCCAAUAGAGGGAUGGCAAAGUAUGUCUUGUCCUCCCUAUCUAAGUACAUUAUAUUCCGUUAACUGUAGAGGGCAGUUUUACAAAGGUUUGAAAGCAGGACUGGUAUUUUGUGCACAAUAGAUUGUACUGGGCAACCAAUUGGUUAUACAGUUUAGUGAACUGUUAUUGUACUGAGAAAUUUGGGCAGUCAAAUUUAAUCUUACCAAAGUAAGCUAUAGGGCACAAAAGAUUCAAGAGAAAGGCAUUUCUAUACAAGAUAGUUGACUAUAGGGUGUAUUUAUCUGUGUAUGUAGAAACACAAUAAUAGUGGUUUUGGGUAAAAGACAUAUGAAGAUAUCUAUGCAAGCACAUUUAUGUCAGACAGCAUAUUUUGUGCAGGUAUCUAUAUGGCUGUGUGUUGAUCUUUGGAUUAUGGUAUAUACAGUAGCAGAUUUGGAAUCCAUACCAUGCUGGAUAACAAGCUAUAUGCACUUAAACAACAAUGUAGGUUUAAUAUAAUUACAUUAGUUAUGCAUAGGGUUCUCCCUCAAUUGUGAAUGGAGACACGAGUACUAGAACACUACUGUUUACCCUGGCCAAAUGCAGAAUUAUAGCUCUCAGCAGCCAAAGUCUGCAAGGGGGCCUGGCAGUUGGACUUGGAGUACGAAGAGCUCAUCCUUUGACAGCUUUUCCUCUCUUCUUUCUGGGUGUGAGUAAUUUGUGGGAUGGGGGUUAGCUUGAUUUUUUUUUCUCAUUUAUUUUAAAUUAAAAGUUACAAUCUCUAUAUUUUUAAUUUAUUAAAGUUUUUUUUUUAAACCCA